Brenthis ino (lesser marbled fritillary) is the source of this 1242-nucleotide messenger RNA. The record is from the annotation of a GenBank genome assembly. Lineage: Eukaryota; Metazoa; Arthropoda; Insecta; Lepidoptera; Nymphalidae.
AUGUUGACAUCAGUUUUUAUUACUCUCAUUCUUACAUUGACAGGAAUGCAAGCAAUUAAAGUCGAAUUAUCUGAUGAGAAAACCCCUUACGAUUACGUAAAGGAACGCUUAGAUGCGAUCGGAAUUGAUCCUAAGUCUGGGAUUCCGUUGUCUGGCUCAUAUGAAGUGGAAGAAAGUGAAGACUAUCCAGAAGAGAUUGAAGGAGAAGCUUCUAAUGUUUUGAAUACUGUGGCAGGUGUCGGUGGAAUUGGAUUGGGGCAAGGUGUUGGGUUCGGGCAAGGAUUGGGAGGAAUUAAUGGAUUCGGUGGAAUCGGAAUUGGGCAAGGUCUUGGUCUGGGAUAUGGUGGCUUAGUUAAUGGGGGAGCUCUUAGUGGAAUAGGUUCUGGGAUUGGAGGAGCCGGGGGUGGUGUUGGACUCGCCAAUGGCAUUGGGUUAGGCAACGGUGUGGGGCUCAUUAACCCUGGCUUAGGAGGCUUAGGAGGCUUAGGUGUGGGAGGCGUAGGGGUUGGUGGUAUCGGUCUGGGCAACGGCCUUUUGUAUCAUCCAUUAUUAGGUGCCCAAGUGGGAGGAGGCUAUGUAGAUAAGAAAGCUUAUGACGCCGCCCAAAAGAAAGGAGCUGAUGAAAAUAUAGAGAAAAUAGAAAAGAAGGCUGCAGAAGAAGCUAAACAUGGCCAAGAAGGAUCCCAACAUGCUGUGGCGGCUGCUAAGGCUGAAAAGGGAGAAUCAAGCUUCUAUAAAGAUGAAGAAGCAAAGAAGAAAGCCGCUGGUGAUGAGAAAUUUUACGAAGGCGGACAGAAAGUUGAUAAGCAAGGUGCCAACGAAGAGCAGUUAAAGAAAGCAAAGAGUCAUAAAAAAGGACACGUUAGCAAAGGAUUUAAAUCUUCAAGCAGCAAGAAUGAGGAAGAAAAAUCUGAAAGCUUCUAUGAUGAAGCCCAUGAUGAAGCCGACCAUAAGGUUUCUGGUCACAACGCUGGGUCGUUUGGAGAAAAUUCUCAACAAGGUUUCAAGGGAGCCCAUGAAGAGAAGAUUCUUGAUGCCAACGCUCAAGGAAAAGAAGGACACCAUGUGUCUGAGCAAAAGAUUGAUGACGCCAAAGCAAAUAAGGGAGAGUUCCUACAAAAGGGCUUCCAAGAGGGCACGGAGUUAUUAGAAAAGUUCAACAACUUGGGAGCUCAUGCCGUACACGGACACCAGGAAGCGAGUGGUGGAUAUCAACAGAAUAAGGGCAUACUUCCUAUACAU